AUAUAUAUAUAUAUAUAUAUCCAACCUUAGGACGUCUCUUUCAUAAAACCUUAGGCAUGGCUGAGCCAUCUCAAGAUAAGGGGCAAAGUGAACCUUUGCUAGAAUCUGAGAAAAUUAGUUCUGAACUUGAAGAAAUCCUAUCAGACACAAGCUUGUCACAUAUUCAACGGUUUGGACGGGCCUCUGUUAUAGAGUUGAGAAAUCUCUUCAGUCUAGCAGCUCCAGCUAUCAUUGUUUACUUGCUUAACAAUGUUACUUCUAUGUCUACACAGAUUUUCUGUGGUCAUCUUGGUAAUCUUGAACUUGCUGCUGCUUCCCUUGGUAAUAGUGGCAUUCAACUUUUGGCCUACGGUGUCAUGCUAGGAAUGGGAAGUGCAGUGGAGACAUUAUGUGGGCAAGCAUAUGGAGCACACAAUUAUGAAAUGCUUGGAAUAUAUCUCCAAAGAUCAACUAUCCUUCUUAUGUUGACAGGAUUACCCCUUAUGGCAGCUUAUUUAUUUUCUAAGCCAAUCUUGAUUUUAUUAGGACAAUCCAAGAAAGUUGCAUCUGCAGCAGCACUAUUUGUCUAUGGUUUAAUUCCCCAAAUAUUUGCUUAUGCUGCCAAUUUCCCAAUCCAAAAGUUCUUGCAGGCUCAAAGCAUUGUUAAUCCUAGUGCAUAUAUAGCAGCCGCGACAUUAGUUUUUCACCUUUUCUUAACAUGGCUUGUGCUUUAUGUAUUUAAUUGGGGAUUGUUUGGUGGAGCUUUGGUUUUGAGUAUUUCAUGGUGGAUUGUUGUGAUUGCACAAUUUGUGUAUAUUUUGUGGAGUGAUCGAUGUAAGAAAACAUGGACUGGAUUCAGCAUGCAAGCAUUUUUUGGAUUGUGGGAUUUCUUCAAAUUGUCUCUUGCUUCAGCUGUGAUGUUGUCUUUGGAGACUUGGUAUUUUCAGAUUUUAAUUUUAAUUGCCGGUUUGCUUCCAAAUCCAGAAGUCGCAUUGGACUCUCUAGCUGUUUGUACGACAAUUUUAGGGUGGGUGUUCAUGAUAUCUGUUGGCUUCAAUGCAGCAGCAAGUGUGAGAGUGAGCAAUGAGCUGGGAGCUGGACAUCCAAAAUCAGCAGCAUUUUCGGUUGUUGUGGUGACAUUAAGUAGUUUUGUCAUUUCUGUAUUCUUUGCCAUUUUGGUGUUAUUAUUCAGACAUGUGAUGAGCUAUGCCUUCACGGGUGGAGAAGUCAUUGCUGAAGCAUCCUCAGAUCUUGCUCCACUCUUGGCUGUAUCUCUUGUACUCAAUGGUAUUCAACCCGUUUUAUCUGGGGUUGCUGUUGGGUGUGGAUGGCAAGCGUUUGUGGCUUACGUUAACGUAGGAUGUUACUACGUUGUUGGCAUUCCAUUGGGUGUUAUUCUCGGAUUUAAUUUCAAGCUUGAAGCUAAGGGAAUAUGGUUGGGAAUGUUAGGAGGAACAGCUAUGCAGACUAUCAUCUUAUUGUGGGUGACCUUUCGAACCGAUUGGGAGAAAGAGGUGGAGAAAUCAAAGAGUCGAUUAAAUAUGUGGCAACACCACAGUAAAAAGCCACUGUUAAAUGAAUGAGAAGCAACUGUCGAAGUAAAGCCCUUGACUAAUUGUCUAAUUCAAUAGGACCAAUGUAAAAUUCCAUUUUUUGCAGAGCUUGGAGGCCUAUGCGUUUCAACAAAAACUAAACGUUAUUUGAAUGGUAACCUAUGUAGGGUCGUCCAUGGUCCGCCCACCCUCCCCCUUGUAACCACUCUAUCAACAGGGCUUAUAAAAGUGCCAGAUCAUUCGAUUAUAUGAUCUAAAUUCAUGAAUCGGUUGAUCUAUGAUUCUACUACUUGUACUAGUAUGUGCCGAUUUCUGAAUAAGAACACAAUAUAGUCAAGCUUCUCUA
Lycium barbarum (goji berry) is the source of this 1878-nucleotide messenger RNA. Its product is annotated as protein DETOXIFICATION 40-like. Lineage: Eukaryota; Viridiplantae; Streptophyta; Magnoliopsida; Solanales; Solanaceae. Gene Ontology annotation, biological process: xenobiotic detoxification by transmembrane export across the plasma membrane. Bases 57 to 1562 code for a protein of 501 amino acids. The record is from RefSeq and is a predicted model, not a curated record. Gene Ontology annotation, cellular component: membrane. The transcript is spliced from 7 exons. Gene Ontology annotation, molecular function: antiporter activity; xenobiotic transmembrane transporter activity.